CCGGCGGCGGCGGGCGGCGCGGGCGCCGCGCUCAGAGCAGCCGCGGCGGCGACAGCAGUAGGUGCAGGCGCUGGCUUGGUGCCCCCCUCAGCUGCCCACCAUGGCCCCAGGGCUGCCCAGCACCGCCAGCCUGGCGCGCCUCUGCCAGAAGCUGAACCGGCUGAAGCCACUGGAGGAGUCCACCAUGGAGACGUCACUGCGGCGCUGCCUUUCCACGCUGGAUCUGACCCUGCUGGGUGUGGGUGGCAUGGUGGGCUCAGGCCUGUAUGUGCUCACGGGCACCGUGGCCAAGGAGAUGGCUGGCCCUGCCGUGCUCGUGUCCUUUGGCGUGGCUGCCGUGGCCUCCUUGCUGGCAGCCCUAUGCUACGCAGAGUUUGGGGCACGGGUGCCCCGCACGGGCUCUGCCUACCUGUUCACCUAUGUGUCCAUGGGCGAGCUGUGGGCCUUCCUCAUUGGCUGGAAUGUGCUCCUGGAGUACCUCAUUGGUGGUGCUGCUGUGGCCCGGGCCUGGAGCGGCUACCUGGACGCCAUGUUCAGCCACCGCAUUCGCAACUUCACUGAGGCCCACGUGGGCGUCUUGCAGGUGCCCCUCCUGGCCCACUACCCAGACUUCCUGGCUGCUGGCAUCCUCCUUUUGGCCUCCACUCUCGUGUCCUGCGGAGCCCGCGUCUCCUCCUGGCUUAACCACCUGUUCUCUGUUGUCAGCCUGGGUGUCAUCCUCUUCAUCAUUACCCUGGGCUUCAUCCUGGCCCGCCCGCACAACUGGAGUGCUGCGGAGGGGGGCUUUGCACCCUUCGGCUUCUCCGGCAUCAUGGCCGGCACCGCCACCUGCUUUUACGCCUUCGUUGGCUUCGAUGUUAUUGCUGCCUCCAGCGAGGAGGCCCAGAAUCCCAAGCGAGCCGUGCCUGUGGCCAUUGCCAUUUCACUUGGCCUGGUGGCUGGCGCCUACAUCCUCGUCUCCACCGUGCUCACGCUCAUGGAGCCCUGGCACAGCCUGGACCCUGACUCGGCACUCGCUGAUGCCUUCUACCGGCGGGGCUACAGCUGGGCGGGCUUCAUCGUGGCAGCUGGCUCCAUCUGCGCCAUGAACACUGUCCUGCUCAGCAACCUCUUCUCCCUGCCACGAAUCGUCUAUGCCAUGGCCACCGACGGGCUCUUCUUCCAGGUGUUUGCCUAUGUGCACCCCCGGACGCAGGUGCCUGUGGUGGGCAUCCUGGUCUUUGGGGUCCUCAUGGCUUUCCUGGCACUGCUGCUGGACCUCGAGGCGCUGGUCCAGUUCCUGUCCAUUGGCACACUGUUGGCCUACACCUUUGUGGCCACCAGCAUUAUUGUGCUACGCUUUCAGAAGCCCCCACCACCCAAUUCUCCAGGCCCAGCCAGCCCUGGCCCCAUGGCCAAGGAAUAUGACUCCUUCUCAGACCACAUACACCUGGUGGGCGCCCAGCAGGCUUCAGCCCCCGAGCCUGGGCAACUGCGGCCAGCCCUGAGGCCCUACCUGGGCUUCCUGGAUAGGUAUAUCCCUGGAGCUGCCGUGGCUUGGGCGCUCGGCUCCCUGGUGACCUCAGCCAUCACCCUGGGCUGUGUGCUGGUCUUUGGGGGCUCGGCCCUACACCUCCCACGCUGGGUCUACAUCCUGCUGGUCCUGCUCAGCUCUGUUGUGUUUCUGCUCAGUCUCCUGGUCCUGGGGGCCCACCAGCAACAGUGCCAGCAAGACAGCUUCCAGCGUCCUCCUCAACGUCUGCCUCAUGCUGAAGCUCAGCUACCUGACCUGGCUGCGUUUCUCCAUCUGGCUGCUGAUCGGGCUCGCCGUGUAUUUCGGCUACGGCAUCAGGCACAGCAAGGAGAGCCUCCGGGAGCCGUCAGGGCCAACUGCCACGCACUACGUGGUGUUCCCCAGCGGCGGCCUGGAGGAGGCUCUGCAGGCCGUGCAGCCCCCUGGCCAGGUGCUGGCCCAGGAGUCCGUCCACGUGGAACAGCCCACCCGCUUGUGAAGCCCGCCCUCCGCCACCACCAGGAGGCUGGAAGGGCUGGAGCCCCUUCUGCCAGAGCAGCAGGGUUGGUGGGCCUGCUCACGCCGAGGGGCCUCAGGACCUUAGCCUGGGCCGAGCUGCAGGCCUCUGGCAGUGGAUUCUGCCCAGUGCCUUCAGUUUAUGACCAACUGCAGCUACCUGGGCAGGUGGGGUAGGGUGGGAAGGGAAGAGACCCUCAGCCCCAGGACUUCACAAUUACAACCACUCAGCCAGCUGUGUGGCCUACCACUGUGUCCAGUGUGGUGUUCUUUGU
Manis javanica (Malayan pangolin) is the source of this 2283-nucleotide messenger RNA. RefSeq names its product solute carrier family 7 member 4 (gene SLC7A4). Gene Ontology annotation, molecular function: amino acid transmembrane transporter activity. Gene Ontology annotation, cellular component: plasma membrane. Gene Ontology annotation, biological process: amino acid transport; transmembrane transport. The record is from RefSeq and is a predicted model, not a curated record. Lineage: Eukaryota; Metazoa; Chordata; Mammalia; Pholidota; Manidae.